AUCACAUCUAGAUUACUUCUAAUCUGCCUUUUUGACUGAUACAACUCAAUUCUGCAAUCACAGCGCGAAAAUGCCAUUUUCGUAUAAGAAAGUCCUUGUGCUGGGUGCGACGUCGGGCAUUGGAGAAGCAUUGGCGGAGCGUUUCAUUAGCGAAGGCUCCUUUCUGAUUGUUACCGGCAGAAGGAAGGAAAGACUGGACGUGUUUGUCGAAAAACAUGGCAAGAACAAAUCGGAAGGCAGGACCUUUGAUAUCACCAAGUUGGACAGCAUACCAUCAUUUGUCGCAAGCGUGACCAAAGACCACCCUGACAUAGAUUGCGUCUUCCUCAAUUCCGGAAUUCAGCGCGGAUUCGACUUCUCUAAGCCGGAAAGCGUCGAUCUUGGACUCGUUGAACUCGAAUUUCUGACAAACUACCUGUCUUAUAUCCAUUUCGUAAAGGCAAUCCUUCCCUUCCUCCAAUCGAAGAAAUCGGAGUCUGGAUUGAUUUUUACCACCUCGAGCCUGGCACUUGUGCCACUAACUAGGUGCCCAAACUAUUGCGCCACCAAAGCAGCCCUCCAUCAAUUUAUCAUGGCAUUGCGCAAGCAGAUACAAUCAUCCCCUAUAAAGGUGAUAGAGGUUUUCCCACCGGCUGUGCAAACGGAAUUGCAUGACAAGGAGCACCAGCCCGACAUUGAAAACGGAAGGCAGAUGGGUAUGCCGAUUGAUCAGUUCGUCGAAGAGACCUAUGCGGGCUUGGCUGCAGGAAAGGAACAGAUCCCUGUUGGACCUGCUAAGGACGUGUUUGAAGCAUUCGAGAAAAAGCGACAAGAGCUGUACAAAGCUUAGACCGUUGGAAUUGAGCUGAUUCUCCUCCAAGGUUGCUCCCUUCCUAGGGGGCCGAGAAGGAGCGGUACCAGAACACGAGCUUCGG
Xylona heveae TC161 is the source of this 914-nucleotide messenger RNA. Its product is annotated as NAD(P)-binding protein. NCBI's taxonomy places the organism in Eukaryota, Fungi, Ascomycota, Xylonomycetes, Xylonales, Xylonaceae. Gene Ontology annotation, molecular function: oxidoreductase activity. The transcript has 3 exons. The record is from RefSeq and is a predicted model, not a curated record. Bases 71 to 829 code for a protein of 252 amino acids.